Molecule: messenger RNA, 1625 nt
Organism: Anguilla rostrata (American eel)
Lineage: Eukaryota; Metazoa; Chordata; Actinopteri; Anguilliformes; Anguillidae
Gene: rassf11
Product: Ras association domain family member 11
Exons: 2
Coding region: 27-1613 (528 amino acids)
Source: RefSeq, a predicted model, not a curated record
UAGAGAACAACUUCCCUUGAAUAAAAAUGGAACUGAAGGUGUCAGUGGGUGGCGUUCAGCGGAUUGUCUGUGGUGUCACAGACAAAACCACAUGCCAGGAAGUGGUCAUCGCUUUGGCCCAAGCAUUGGGUCGCACGGGCCGCUACAUGCUGAAGGAGAAGUUCAAGGAGUUUGAGCGCAACGUGUCGCCGGACGAGCGACUGCUGGAGUCCCUGGGGAAGUACGGCCAGCACUGCAGGGAGGUGCAGCUCACGCUGCUGUGCACCGGCCCGUCCCAGGGGGGCGGGGAGGCAGCGGGGGGCGCGCCGAGGUGGGGCAGCCAGCAGGUCUGCGCCCCGCUGAGACGGUGGGACGUCGGGGGCCGGGGAGGACGGCGGGGAAGCGGCGCCGGCGGGGGCGGGGCCGGGGGCGGGUCCCGUCGGCAGAGCCUGCCCCCGCUGUCCCAGGCCGCCGAGGAGAGGAAGCCCAAACGGAAGUCCCUGACGCUGGUGGAGGAGGCGUUCGGCUGGCUGGAGAGCCUGAGCAGGAGCGGGAAGACGCGCCGGGGGCGGGAGAAGGAGGCGGGCAAGGAGCCCGAAAAAAAGAGAAAGGGCCGGACGCCGUCCUCCGACAGCUCUCCCGCCGCGUCCCGGGACUGCUGGUCCCCUGGCGGGGUGUGUGGCAUGGGGUGCCAGCAGAGACCGGCGGUCACCGCGCGCCAGCCGAGGACCAGCUUCCUGGAGGACCGCGACGACGGAGGAGGAGGAGAGCAGGACCGGGACGGCAACGGCAAUCGCAGGGAGGAGGCGAGCAAAGAUGGCGACGCGAGGAGGUGCCAGGAACUCGACGCGCUCAAGGUCAAGGCUGACAGGAAGCCGGGAGCGCAGCCUGUGUGGAAAGCCAGCGUUUCUCCUCCUCUUCCUCCUCUUCCUCCUCCCGCUCUCAGAAUGGAGGAGGAGGAGGAGACGCUGCGGGCGCUGCUGGCCCACCAGCGGGCCCGUCUGCACGAGCUGCAGCUGCAGCUGGACUCCACGGACGCGCAGAUCCGGGAGCUGGAGGAGGCGCGGGCGGCGCAGGAGGCCGACGGAGAACCCGCGGAGGAGGAGUCGGAGGAAGAGGAGCUGGCCUUCUGGGAGAACGAGCUGAGGGCGGAGGAAGGCUACGAGCGGGACCUGCAGGAGCAGUUCCUGGAGAUGAAGCAGAAGGCCGCCGAGUGCAAGGCCAAGCUGGAGGAGUACAGGGGCCGGCUGCAGGGGCGGGACCUCACCCGCGGCCACAGGGCCGUCCCGGAGGCGGAGCUCCCGGCCGAACCGAAACCCGCCGUCCCGAGCUGGACGAAGCCGCACGCCGGCACCCUCCGGCAGGACGCGGACCGCCAGCAGGCCGGACCCUCGGCACCGACCCGGGCGGAAGGCGAGAAGACGCCGCCGUCGUCCCCCACCGAGGCCUCCAGUUGCCCCCGCGCUCGGGUCUCCCCGCGCCAGACCGCGGACCCUCAGGGCGCGGGGGCGGGGCAGCUCCGGGAGUGGUGGGCGCGCCUGUCCGACGCCCAAAAUCAGUCCGGGACCAGGCCCGCUUCGCCGGUCCUCCACCGCUCCGAGAUCACCAUACAUCUGAGCAGCACGAGAGUCUGAGACUGACCGGGA